GAACGCUGUCAGCAUGGCCACUUGCCCUUUAAAUAGGUUACUCUUUGCUUCAAGCCACAGCCACCAAACGGUAGCAAAUGUACCUCAAAGUCUGUUCAAGAACGUUUUGGGGAAACGUGUCGUUUAGUACAAACCGUUCCGCAACGUAGCAAACGUUCAAGCGAACUGAACGCACAGGUCUAGUGUACCGCGGUCUCGCGCACCGUGCAGACAGCCAAGCUCGAGCCUACCGGAGCGGUGUAACGUUCUGAACGGUAAAGAUGGCAGAACGACAGCAGAAACAUGAAGGCGGCCGAGUGAAGAUCGGACAUUACCUCUUAGGAGACACUCUGGGCGUCGGCACAUUCGGCAAAGUAAAGAUUGGAGAACACCAGUUGACAGGUCAUAAGGUGGCAGUGAAGAUCCUGAACAGACAGAAGAUCAGGAGUCUGGACGUGGUGGGCAAGAUCAAACGAGAGAUACAGAACCUCAAACUCUUCAGACACCCUCACAUCAUCAAACUGUACCAGGUGAUCAGUACUCCUACAGAUUUCUUCAUGGUGAUGGAGUAUGUCUCAGGAGGAGAGCUGUUUGACUACAUCUGCAAACACGGACGGGUAGAGGACAAAGAGGCUCGUCGGUUGUUCCAGCAGAUUAUCUCCGGUGUAGACUACUGCCACAGACACAUGGUGGUGCACAGAGACCUCAAACCUGAGAAUGUACUGCUGGACCAUUCCAAGAACGCCAAAAUAGCUGACUUUGGGUUGUCAAACAUGAUGUCAGACGGGGAGUUCCUGAGGACCAGCUGUGGAUCUCCCAACUACGCAGCUCCUGAAGUAAUCUCCGGAAGGUUAUACGCUGGUCCUGAGGUGGACAUAUGGAGCAGUGGGGUGAUCCUGUAUGCGUUGCUGUGUGGGACUCUGCCCUUUGAUGACGAGCACGUUCCCACACUGUUUAAGAAGAUUAGAGGGGGCGUGUUCUAUAUGCCAGAAUACCUCACUCGGCCCGUCGCUUCCCUGCUGCUGCUCAUGCUGCAGGUCGACCCACUCAAGAGGGCUACCAUUAAAGACAUUAGGGAACACGAGUGGUUUAAGCAGGACCUGCCAGGCUACCUGUUUCCUGAGGACCCUUCCUAUGACUCCACCAUUCUGGAUGAGGAGGCAGUCCGAGAGGUGUGUGACAAGUUUGAGAGCACCGAGUCUGAGGUGAUGUCCAGUCUGUACAGCGGAGACCCUCAGGACCAGCUAGCGGUAGCGUACCAUCUGAUCAUAGACAACCGGCGCAUCAUGACCCAGGCCAGUGAGUUCUACCUGGCCUCUAGCCCUCCCCAGGGCUCCUUCAUGGAGGAUGGCAUGUCACUGCCCCCCGGGGUCAAACCACACCCAGAGAGGAUGCCCCCCCUGCUGGUAGACAGCCCCAAGGCGCGCUGCCCGUUGGAUGCCCUCAACACCACCAGAGCCAAACCCCUGGCAGUGAAGAAAGCCAAGUGGCACCUGGGCAUCAGGAGUCAGAGCAGACCCUAUGACAUCAUGGCUGAGGUCUACAGGGCUAUGAGACAGCUACAGUAUGACUGGAAGGUGGUGAACCCGUACCACCUGCGUGUUCGGAGGAAGAACCCAGUAACAGGCAACCUGGUGAAGAUGUGUCUCCAGCUGUACCAAGUAGACAACAGAUCCUACCUGCUGGACUUCAAAAGCAUCGAUGAUGACAUCAUGGACGCAGUAGGGUUUAAGUCGGGCUCUUCCACCCCCCAGAGGUCAGGCUCCACUGCAGGGCUCCACAGACCCAGACUCAGUGUGGACUCAGCCUGUCCUGCCGUGGAUCUCCCCAAGCUCAGCUCCUCUCUGCCUGGAUCGCUGUGCUCCAGCGCUGCCCUCCUCACCUCCACCUCCACCCCCACCCCGCGCCAGGGCAGCCACACUAUGGACUUCUUUGAGAUGUGUGCCAGUCUCAUCACCACGCUGGCCCGCUAGAGACGGUAAACCUCCGCUGGGUAACUAGGGGCCUGGAGUUUUUCCUGGUCAAUGUCAUAUAGUCCGGAAAACUCCAGCUACCGCCUGCAUAACCAUCUGAAACAGAACACUGCCCUGAGCCUAUUUAGACCGUUUUAUAUUGGUGUGAUCCUGACCUAAUUCUCCAAGUACUGCAGAACACGCCUCUAACCACAGAUCUAGGGUCAGUUGUUCCCUCCUGGUGUUGUAGGUUUGGGCUAGGCAAAACUGAUCGUAGAUCUCUGAUUAGACUUCCUGUUUGUCUAGAGCAGGGAUGGGCAACUUUGAUGGGGGUAGGGGCCACAAAAAAUCAGAACUCAUCAUUCGGUGGCUCACGUGACUGCAUACUCAAAUCCAGACACACACAUGCAGUCAGUGUUUUAAGCAAAAUUUGGCGAUUUAUAAACAUUUUAGUUUAGUCUUGACAGCGGAAGGAAUUGAUCUGCAGUCCUACAAAAGUGGCCAUGCGACCCGCGCGCCACGAGUUGCCCGUCCCUGGUCUAGAGCCAGUCUGCCAGAGCCAGUCUGGCCGUGGGAAAGGUUAGAGGUCUCACUUGUAGCUCCCAUAUGGCGCGUUCACGUGCUCGUCGAAACUAGGAAACGGACAUUUCUAACUGGUUGCAGUUAUGCACGUGCAGCGUUCAACCAGUUAGCACGUGGGACAUUUACAGAUAAGCCGCGCCUCCCUGACUACUCUCAACCUCCAAUCAGAUCCAGAAUAGCCGUCACUGUAGAACAAACACACUGAGCAUUUUAUAUAUGGUUUUAUAUGGUUUUUGUAACGACACACGUUUUGUUAUCCAUAUUUAUCAUAUAUAUUUAUAUUCCUAUCACUUUGAGUAGUGUAGCAGCUGUUGAUUGUAACAUGCAACAAAUGAAGUUAAAGAGGAUUGUUGUUAUUAUUAUUUAGAUGUCAUAUUCUUAUUUAUUUUAAAGAGGUUUUGUUUUAGAGGCUCUGUGUGGUACUGAAUAUUGAGUAUUGAAGCACUGCUGAUGUUUGAGAAGUAUAUACGGACUUAAGAGAUUUUAGGUGAUGAGAGGUCAUAGAGAGAGAGCCUCCACUCUCCCUCUCUCUCUGACUGGUAAUAUUGUUCUGUGGAUUAGUUAGCAUUGAUGCUACCUGACGGAGGAGGAGGGAGGGAAGUGUAUCUGUAGUGAACCUUUCUCCAGGUGCCUUAACACACGUUGUUUCUAGCUUGGUGACUGUUUUUGUUUGCAGAAACGGAAUGGUAAGCAGACUGUUUCUGUGUGUGUGUGUGUGUGUGUGUGUACACUCCUGUGUGUAGAGGACUGACAGACAGGAGCUUGCCAGGGAUUGGCCAGGAGAAGACAUACAGUACUGUAGUUUAUGUGCCAAUGAGAUUUGAAUUCUGACUAAUAUAACUAAAGAUACAGGAGGAGAGGGAAUAGAUAUGACAGAACACUGGAACAAAUCUCCCUUCACCAAUUGUCAAAUGGUUUACAGUAUAUAGUGUUCCAGAGUCCUGUCUGUGUCUCUUGUUCUGCUGGGGCCAGUGAGGGCUGGGCUGAUCUGAUGCAUGCUAGUGUGUCUGUGUUUCUCUGCUCUGUUCUGGUACCGUGAUGGUGGUCUGUUCUGGUACCGUGAUGGUGGUCUGUUCUGGUACCGUGAUGGUGGUCUGUUCGGUUUGUUAUUAAAUGUAGAAUCAUUUGUAUCUCUCUCUUUCCUUCCCUCCCUCUGGAGUUAUUGGUUUGUGGUGUGUAUUUGCAGUAGUGUGUGUUUCGCUGAGGGAAUUGUAGACCUCUGUUGGGCCAGUUAAGAGUCAGAAAAGACACUAAACCUCUCUUCUUUCCUUUUGUUUCCUUGUCAUUCGUUUCCUUGUCAUUUGUUUGUCCUGUGCAGCAGUUCUGUCAAUCACAUCUCUAUUCUGAGAGUCUGUUUUUGUCUGUGUAUGACGCUAUACAUGCAAGACAAUACCCACGUAUGUGUACUCUCAUCUAGUACCGGUUGGACCCACCUUUGUCUCCAGAACAGCCUGAAUUCUUCAGGGGAUUCUACAAGGUGUCAAAGAUUCCACAGUGAUGUUGGUUCAUGCUAAUGCGAUGGCGCCGUGCAGUUUCUGCAGAUUGGACGGCAGUACAUUCAUGCUGCGAACAUCCAUCUCAUCUCAAAUAUGCUCUAAUGGGUUGAGGUCUGGGGACUGCGCAGGCCACUCAAGUAAACUGAACUCGCUGACAUAUUCCAGGGGAUGUUUUUCCACUCCUCGGUUGUUCAGUGUUGGUUAACACGUACCCACCUGAGCCACUUCUUGUUUUUAGCUGAUAGGAAUAGAACCUGGUGUGGUGGUCUGCUGCAAUAGCCCAUCCGUGACAAGGAUCGACCAGUUUGUUUUCUGACCCACCUGUUGGCUUGCACGAUUCUUGCCCUUCUCCUUCGACCUCUCAUCAAACGAGCUGUUUUCACCCGCAGGGCUGCUGCUGACUGGAUGUUAUCUGUUUCUCCCACCAUUCUCUGUAAACCUUAGACACUGUUGUGUGUGAAAAGCCCAGGAGGGGAGCGGCCGUUUCUGAGAUACUGGACCCGGGGCAUGGCACCGAUGAUCAUACUUCGCUUAAAGUCACUUGUUUUGCCUAUUCUAACGUUCGAUUGAACAGUAACUGAAUGCCUGUUUUAUAUAACAAGCCACAGCCAUGUGACUCCGUGUCUGGGUGGUGUACUUAAUAAACUGGCAUAUCCCAUUUUUGAGAGAUACUUACAUACUGAGGGUACAAAACAUUAUGAACACCUGCUCAUUCCAUGACAGACUGACCAGGUGAAAGCUAUGAUCCCUUAUUGAUGUAAUUUGUUGAAUCCACUUCAGUCCAGUGGUCACCAAGCAUUUCUGUGGAAAAGCCAGGCCUGAUUUUGUGCGUGUUGCGCUGUUGGUGGUAGGUGCACUUGAUUCAAGCGGACCGGGAGGUCUGUUGCUAAAUUGAGUGUGCCUAAUGUGCUGGCAAUCGAAUAGCUCAAAUUACCGUACAGAGCCUCCUCGACCCCGGCCACAGUCAAAAGGUUUGAUACUAGCCUAGGUAAGAUUGAAUAACCUUUAAAAGCACGACCACGGAGAGACUGUAGAAUAAUGCAGCAGCGCUGCAGUUUGUAUGAGUGUGUUUUAUUCAGCACUGGCAACCCGGCUUUGGUUGAACACUAUUAUAAAACGCUCUUCUCCCUUUUUCCACUCGCGCUGCAAUGAGUUUUAUUAUUAGCUUUGUGUCUAUUUUAAUAUGGAGGAGUAUUUCACUUUCUCUGGUCAUAGGAACCGCAUGAAUUUGUGCAUGAGGCAGAUGUGGCGCGACUCGAGUUUCGCCAUCAGGUGGAAGACGGUGUCUCUUUGGUCAGUCUCACCGGAGGAGAGGAAGGAGAAAGCAGUGACUGUGAAAGGAAGGGGAAAGCAGUGACUGUGAAAGGAAGGGGAAAGCAGUGACUGUGAAAGGAAGGGGAAAGCAGUGACUGUGAAAGGAAGGGGAAAGCAGUGACUGUGAAAGGAAGGGGAAAGCAGUGACUGUGAAAGGAAGGGGAAAGCAGUGACUGUGAAAGGAAGGGGAAAGCAGUGACUGUGAGAGGAAGGGAAAGCAGUGACUGUGAGAGGAAGGGGAAAGCAGUGACUGUGAGAGGAAGGGGAAAGCAGUGACUGUGAGAGGAAGGGGAAAGCAGUGACUGUGAGAGGAA
Oncorhynchus keta (chum salmon) is the source of this 5637-nucleotide messenger RNA. RefSeq names its product protein kinase, AMP-activated, alpha 2 catalytic subunit (gene prkaa2). Gene Ontology annotation, molecular function: protein serine/threonine kinase activity; ATP binding. Gene Ontology annotation, biological process: protein phosphorylation; intracellular signal transduction. The transcript has 11 exons. The record is from RefSeq and is a predicted model, not a curated record. Lineage: Eukaryota; Metazoa; Chordata; Actinopteri; Salmoniformes; Salmonidae. Bases 261 to 1952 code for a protein of 563 amino acids. Gene Ontology annotation, cellular component: cytoplasm.